UGCUUUUUUAUCGUUUUGAUUUUGUUAUUUUUUUGUAUAACCGCUCUUUUUAACGAAACAAUCCGUGAGAUCCCUCCUCUCCUUCACACUACGGUGAAACGAGUAAUAAAUAAUAACGCAAAUGACUGUAGACCUUGUUUUUGCCUGUUUUUUACAAGUUAUCGAGGAAAAAUGAAAAGGUAUAUCCUGGUGUAAAACACAGCUCUAGGGAGCGGGUAGAUCGGUAACCGAAGAGGAUUUAUUUUUUCCCGGAACUUAUUUUGAUCACUUUCUCGCGUACAGAGGCACUUUUACAGUUGUUUAACAGCUAUUUUGCAGUGUUCUUCUCCGUUUUCGCUCAAUGAAGUGUCUAGGUAAACUUUGACGCGUACGUGUUUGCAUUAACGUUGGUAAACCUUAUUUUGAAACGAGAGGAAAACGCGAAUAGUUUAAAUGAAAACAAAGAAAUUGCUAUAUGAAUGGAGUUGUUAACGUUUUGUUAGUUAAGCUAGCAUAUUUACACUAUUGACUUUCAAUUUCUUUUCAUAUCGACUUUCACGAGAACAUGUCUAACUCCAUUGAAUUGGAACUGGACACGGCCCCAGAGGUUUAUGAGUACGAUGAGCCAGUUCAAUUGAAUGAAAAGCACAAUACCUGCGCGUAUGAAAUAUCCGACUGUGAGAUGAUGAACUGUAAAAAUGCUGCACAAGAUUCAAGGAAGCUAUUUUACGGAGACGAGUCCUCAGAAGCGAUACAGGCCCAGACUCUUAGGGAAUCAACUUUCAAUAGAACCGCCGAAUGCUGUUUAGAUGAACAGAAAGAAACUUUCUCUCAACGACUUGCGAACUUAAAGCAACAAGUUGACGAACUGUUACAAGAAGCAAUGACAAAAGAUGAUCAAAUUGGAGAACGGGAUUGUCACCAACUUAAUAAAAAACUUGACGCAUUUCAAAUUCAAGAACGUUUGAACAUCUCGGAACUUGAGCAGAAGCUUGCAUUUGAGCCAAACAAGUUUGGGGAUAUGAAUAAAUGUGAAGAUGAACUUCGUCAGCAACUACAAAAAACACAAACUGAAAACGCUUCACUUCGUUCACAUAUCUUAGAACUAGAGAAGAAUCUGUCCAUUCUUGAGGAAAAGGUUGGCGUACUGGAUGAACCUAUAAACCUGACAUUAAAUCGUCUGUGUUCACGAGUUGAGCUAUUAGACUCCAUUGAUGAAAUACAAGUAAAAAAAAGAAUUGAGCUUCUUCAACAGCUUCGUGACCAGUACGAGGAAUACAUGAAGGAAAAGCUGAAUGUUGAAUCUUUAGAUACUGAGUUUUGUACGGAUCGAGAAUUUACUCACAUGCUACAGAAACUUUACGAAAAGAUACCCGUCAUCAACCAAUGGGUAAAAGUACUGCCACUCUUGUAUAAGCGAUUGAAGGACACUCAUCGUCUACAUAUUAAUGCUGCAGACACCAUUACACAGUUAUCGAAAUUUGACCAACAAACGGAUCAACUUUUAACAGAAACUAAGGCUUGGGAGAAAACGAUACGUGAUUGUACGGCUCGUUUAGAGGUAUUGAACACAACAGAAGAUACAGAAAACAGUAUUGCGAUUAGUAAGCGUUUGGAAGAGCUUGAAAGUGCUAUUCUACAAACUUAUUAAGCACCAACGUUAACGAAAUGGAACAUCAAAUUCGAGCUGGGAAAGUUUUGAAUGCUGUACACUCAAAGACUGCCGUCUGUAAUCUAUGUUAAAAUUCUGUAAUUAGUACAACAUUAAAAAAACAAAAACUGAAACAAUUCCCAUGAGCACUGUACAUCGCAUGUAACAUUCUCUUUCCAAUAACAUUAAAAUUCCCAGAACUCUCCAUAACUACGGCGAAUUGAGACUCGUAAAUCAUUUUCUUUUCUA
This is a messenger RNA of Schizosaccharomyces japonicus yFS275, 1879 nucleotides long. Its product is annotated as dynactin complex subunit. Gene Ontology annotation, cellular component: cytoplasm; dynactin complex. The transcript has a single exon. Bases 545 to 1630 code for a protein of 361 amino acids. The record is from RefSeq and is a predicted model, not a curated record. Gene Ontology annotation, biological process: microtubule-based process. NCBI's taxonomy places the organism in Eukaryota, Fungi, Ascomycota, Schizosaccharomycetes, Schizosaccharomycetales, Schizosaccharomycetaceae.